This is a messenger RNA of Gekko japonicus, 2172 nucleotides long. RefSeq names its product pleckstrin and Sec7 domain containing (gene PSD). The record is from RefSeq and is a predicted model, not a curated record. Gene Ontology annotation, biological process: regulation of ARF protein signal transduction. The transcript is spliced from 14 exons. NCBI's taxonomy places the organism in Eukaryota, Metazoa, Chordata, Lepidosauria, Squamata, Gekkonidae. Gene Ontology annotation, molecular function: protein binding; guanyl-nucleotide exchange factor activity; phospholipid binding. Bases 1 to 1926 code for a protein of 641 amino acids.
AUGCCCCUGAAGUCUCCGGUGCCCUUCCUCCUGGGCCACAGCCUCUCCAGAGAUGGCAUGGAUUCGUUCAGCAAACACUUUGAGAGCAUCAUGGAGUCCCACCGAGCCAAGGGCACGUCCUACACCAGCCUGGACUCCAUCGACAUCCUGUCCUCCCCUUCUCACACCCACACUGGCACCUACUUCACGUUUGACCUCCCCACCCUGACCCCAGAUAUGCAGGAGCAGAUUCGAGACAGUGCCAAGCUCAUCGAGCAGAACUUUGCCCCGCUGGCCCUCCUGGAGCCAGACUCUGGGACUAGCUCUGCCACAGACGCCCCCUGGACUGAGAGAGAGGAGGGCCCCCAGCCGGGCCGGAAGAGCCCCUGCAGCCGCUCGGAGGACAGCUCGGGGACCCCCCUGGCCUCCCUCGCCAGCGAGCAGCACCCUCUCAGCCAGCUGGUCUCCGACUCGGACUCCGAACUGGACAGCACCGAGCAGCUGGCCCUGGGGAGCACCGACACCCUCUCCAACGGGCACAAGGCGGACCUGGAGGCGGCGAGACGCCUGGCCAAGCGCCUGUACGGCCUGGAUGGCUUCAGGAAGGCAGACGUGGCCCGGCACCUGGGGAAGAAUAAUGAUUUUAGUAAGAUGGUCGCUGGGGAGUACCUGAAGUUCUUUGAGUUCGCCGGCAUGAGUCUGGACCAGGCACUCAGGUCCUUUCUGAAGGAACUGGCCCUCAUGGGCGAGACUCAGGAGCGGGAGCGAGUCUUGGCUCAUUUUUCCCAGCGCUAUUAUGAAUGCAACCCCAAAACCAUCUCUUCUGAGGACGGCGUUCACACCCUGACCUGCGCUCUGAUGCUCCUAAACACAGACCUUCAUGGACACAACAUCGGGAAGCGAAUGUCUUGCUCAGAUUUCAUUGGGAACCUGGAGGGGCUCAACGGAGGGGGCGAUUUCUCCCGGGAUCUGCUCAAGGCUCUGUAUAGUUCCAUCAAGAAUGAGAAGCUGCAGUGGGCCAUAGAUGAAGAAGAACUGCGCAAGUCCCUUUCAGAGCUGGCAGACCCCAAUCCGAAGUCCAUCAAGCGCAUCAGCAGCGGCAGCAACCCUUUCCUGGACUUCUCCCAGGACCCCAGCAUAGCCACUUACAAGCACGGCCUCCUGGUCCGCAAGAGCCAUGCUGAGCCCGACUGCAAAAAAACACCCAGAGGGAAGCGGGGAUGGAAGACGUUCCAUGGGAUCCUGAAGGGGAUGAUCCUGUAUCUACAGAAGGAGGAGUACAAGCCCGGCAAGGCCCUGGCCGAGGAGGAGCUGAAGCACGCCAUCAGCGUCCACCACUGCUUGGCCACCCAGGCCUCCGACUACAGCAAGAGACCCAACGUCUUCUACCUCAGGACGGCUGACUGGAGGAUCUUCCUCUUCCAGGCCCCGAAUACAGAGCAGAUGCACUCCUGGAUCACACGCAUCAAUGUGGUGGCCGCCAUGUUUUCUGCCCCACCCUUCCCAGCCGCCAUUGGGUCCCAGAAGAAAUUCAGCCGCCCUCUCCUGCCCAGCUCCACCACGCGGCUGUCUCAGGAGGAGCAACUGAAAAGUCACGAAACCAAAUUCAGAGCUAUGGCCGCUGAGCUGCUGGAGCACCACGCCUCCCUGCCCGAGAAGAAGGUCAAGGGCAAGGAGUGGGAGGAGCUGAAGCAGAAGGAGGAAUACCUGGUGUUUGAGAAAUCACGCUAUGGCAUCUAUGCCACAUUAAUGCGUGCCAAGCUGAAGACUGGCUCCGAAGACCUGGCGGCCCUGGAAGCUGCCCUGUUCAGCACCACCGCUAGCACUGAGGACCACCUCAAGAAGUCGCGGUCCAACCUUUCCGUCCACCAGGAGCCAACCGGCACCGGCCCCCGGGGGGUCAAGUGCAACCACCGACAAGCCACCAGCAGCCUGCAGAAGUCCUAGAAGGGCACCGGAGCCUGCCAGGAGGGUGGCUGCAUGACUUCAUUCUCCAGGGCCAGGAACUCUGCGGUCAGACUGAGUCCUCGGACAAUUUCACCAGCCAGCGAGAGGGCCUGUGGCCUCUCCUGCUCGCCCUCCCAGCCUGCACAGCCUUCCUCUGCCUCUUGGGACUGGGGAGCCUGCUGGGGUGAGUGAAGCUGCCCAAACCGCCCUCCUGCAUCGCAAGGCAGCAGGGCGGCUUUCCAGAGU